CCCAGGCAUCAGCCAGCUCCACACACACUACGCGAGAGCAGCUUCACUACUUCCCUCUCCCAUCCGAACCCAAGAAGCAACAAUGGCGGCGACGGAGGCGACCCUCGUCUGCUUCAUGAUCGUGGCGCUGCUGGCGGCGCCUGGCACGGUGGAGGCGGCGACGUGCAGCCCGACGCAGCUGACCCCGUGCGCGCCGGCGAUCAUCGGGAACGCGGCGCCCAGCGCGGCGUGCUGCGGGAAGCUGAAGGCGCACCCGGCGAGCUGCCUCUGCAAGUACAAGAAGGACCCCAACCUGCAGCGCUACGUCAACUCCCCCAACGGCAAGAAGGUCUUCGCCGCAUGCAAGGCCCGCCUGCCAAGGUGCUGAACUAGCUAGUGCCACGAGCUUCAUCGAUCUCCCUCAAGCGUUGCACGUACACUACGUACAUUUGGCGAUGUGAUGGCCGUUCGAGUGCCUGCCGAGUAUGUGAGAUAAUAAAACGAGGGGAGUGCUAGGAGUACUUUAUUUUCAGCAUCAAUGAAUUGACAGCGCUGUACUAUAUUGGUACGGUGUGCCAGUUAUGUCCAUGUGUCAUGUAUACUCAUGCCAUGUCCUGUGUUAUGUCAGCAGAUAUAUGUCCUUGAAACUCCGUAUUAAUAAAGAUUCUAGUAGUGCAGUAAUAAUCAUAAAUA
This is a messenger RNA of Hordeum vulgare subsp. vulgare (domesticated barley), 672 nucleotides long. RefSeq names its product non-specific lipid-transfer protein 2-like. Gene Ontology annotation, biological process: lipid transport. Bases 83 to 367 code for a protein of 94 amino acids. The record is from RefSeq and is a predicted model, not a curated record. NCBI's taxonomy places the organism in Eukaryota, Viridiplantae, Streptophyta, Magnoliopsida, Poales, Poaceae. The transcript has a single exon.